Molecule: messenger RNA, 2700 nt
Organism: Tilletiaria anomala UBC 951
Lineage: Eukaryota; Fungi; Basidiomycota; Exobasidiomycetes; Georgefischeriales; Tilletiariaceae
Exons: 2
Coding region: 185-2584 (799 amino acids)
Source: RefSeq, a predicted model, not a curated record
CCAAGCGUCCAAUAGCUCAUGCUACCCCGCAUCUACAUGGGGACAGGGUAGUUCCUGGAACCUUCUCAGUCCGGGGCUGCGAUAUGGGCGCCAGCGGUUCUCUCUUUUGAAGGGCCCGAGCGGCGUCCAUCGUCACCUGCGAGCUGCAAUCCACAUCAACUGCGCAGCGAGUCCCUUACCCACGAUGCUACCACCUGACACAGACCCAGACCCAUCCAGGGCCGAAGAAAGACCGUCGGCGGAAGCUGAAGAGAGCGUACAGGCAAGCCCUUCCCAACCAGAUGCGCAGAGACUGGAAUCAUACGGUUCUAUGGACUUCAGCAUUCAGUCCCUGCUCUCCGGGGGCGGUCACCUUCAGACGUUUCGCAAACGAUCGGUAUGGUCCAGACGCAAUGGAGAUGGAUAUGGUCACAGAAGGGAGAUAUAUGAGGAAGACGGACUACAGGAAUCACCAUUCGACGUUGCUGUCGUGCACUUCACGUUUCUCAUUGGCACGGCGUUAUUGCUUGUGACUGCCCUAGCUUCUAUGCUUCUGAUGCUCAACGUUGUAAUCCCAAUACCGACGCUCCUUCCGCCACAUCGCUCCCCGUCACUCCUCUCGUUCUGGCUUUUCCUUGUCUCGCUCCUUAUCUUGCUGCCGUCGCUCUUCGCAUUCGAAUUGCACCCACAAUUGCACAACAUAACCUCAGCGCUGCACACCACAAAUGCAUUCUUUCUUUUGAUCCUGCUCACGCUGAUCUGCGCUUUGCAGGUGUACAGAGAAGGCGAGCUGGCGCUAGCGCUACCUGCCGCCGCCUUGGCCUGGAUAAGCUGUGCCUGGGCAUGGGCUGCGGGCCGCAUUUGCGAGCAUGUGCGCAAGGAAUACAGGACAUCGAGGCCUCCUCGCGCCUUUCACGAGCAGGAGGAUGGGUUACAGCUUCCAUCUGGAGCUUCGCUCAACCCGGCGCACUCGCGAGACGGGGUACCGCAUGUGAGCAUCGACGCGGAACGAGAACCGCUCCUCGGCACACCCUAUAUUGCGACUUUUGCACUCCCCGAGGUGCCUUUCAAGAGCAAGAUCCACACAUCGCUCAGGCUCUUUCUCAUCACGAUUCUCACUACUUCCGUCACGGCUGUGCUGCUGAUGCUACUCUUUGACGUUGCGCUGACUGGCGCCGACAGCGGUUUUGCACCAGCCGAGGACUUAGGAACAAGAGUGUGGAUUGACCUUCGCGCGGCCAAACGGCAAGCGCAUGGCGAGCAAGUGCAUGGAAUAGCGUCUGUCGGAAAGAGGACAAGCAUUAAGGAUUUCCGCGUACACAUCAAAUGUGAGAGCUCUUCGGAUUCGACCUAUCAUGGCCAGAGGACCUGGCAAGCAACGGCAAAAAAACCUCCCCCGAAGCAUCCGCAUCCGCCAAAUUUGCGGCCAACUGCACUUGUCAUGACUGAGCGUGGUGUAUCCGGUGUACCUGGUGGUGCGUGGCUGCGCGCUCUAGUCGCCCACGCCCGCAAUGAGGACAGCAAAGACGGAGAUGAUGGCCAUCUUUCCCUCGACAGCGUCUGCUUUUGGGACCGUUUGGGCUACGGGUUCAGCGAUUAUGUAGAGGGUGGCAGCGCUGAUAUUCGUCUGCACACCGAAGUACUGAAGCGUGCGCUGGAGGGCAUGGGUGCAUGGACGCUGCCGCCGUCACAGCAAGACGGGAGUGCCGCCACAAAUGCAACACUCGCAGAAGAGCGGUACUUUGGCGGCCCAUUCAUGCUCGUCUCAACCGGCUAUGGCUCGCUGUUCGCGCGCCAUUUUGCAGCAGCAUACCCGGAUAUGAUCCAAUCGCUUAUCUACAUCGACGCAGAAACACCCACUUCCUGGUACACCGAGAGGGUCGCGCAACAUUCAGGGUUACGAGCCGGGUACCAGGCGCCAGGCCAUCGUUACGUUGGCCUGCUGCUGAAAGACAUCGUUCCUGCACUGCUCAGUCCACUCGGCAUCACCCAUCUCCUUGGCCUUUUGGCAGGCAGAGGUCCAGCAGACCGCAUCUUGUCGCCCCACUAUCGCGGUGGGUCCGCCGCAGACGACCUCGGUGGCGGCGGCUUCCGCAUCCUAGGCGCGGGCGGCUCGUCAACAAAGUUGCUCACGACUUCGCUGCAAGAGCGCCUCGAUGCGAAUCGGGGAACGAGCUCACGGAACUACAAAACGCUCGUCUCAACUGCGGUAUCGGAUGUGCAUGCAAACCAGCUGGCGCAAAAGCCCACGGCGGUGCUGUCGAGCUUCUGGAAGAUGCACCGCGACGUCGAGGGAUGGGGCGACGAACAGCGCUUGACCCUCGUGAAGCCUGCACUGGAGCAAGGCGGCCUCGUCGGCUGGUGGCGCGUAGGCUCGCGAAUGGCAGCACCGGGUGUCGGUGGCAGCGAUCGAGGCGGCGCGCAAGGUAUCUGCGAAGAGCCGCAGGGCAACAUUUUUUGCGCUGAGGCUGUCCGAAAGGUCUUGGCCGCCGCCGAUUUGGAAGAGCAACGAGGACGGCAGAAUUCCUCCGUGACUGUGUCAGCGGCAAUUUCGAAGGAAUACAACUGGCAGCAAGCGAUGGACGCUUUGACAUUCGACGUGUGAUCAAAGCGUGAUGCUCAUGUGUAUAACGAUCUGCCAGUUGUAUUGGUACGACACUGUAACUACUUAUUGUGAACUCUCGUACGCCCUUUAAUGCUUCAGUAAGCCCGGCCGCUUGC